Molecule: messenger RNA, 963 nt
Organism: Solanum tuberosum (potato)
Lineage: Eukaryota; Viridiplantae; Streptophyta; Magnoliopsida; Solanales; Solanaceae
Product: 1-aminocyclopropane-1-carboxylate oxidase-like
Exons: 4
Coding region: 1-750 (249 amino acids)
Source: RefSeq, a predicted model, not a curated record
AUGGCUAGUUUUGAUAUUCCAACUAUUGAAGUUUCUCCAUUUUUUAGAUUAGAGGAAAAUAUUGAAGAAGGGAAAAAGAAGGUUAUUGUGCAAAUUAGAGAAGCUUGUGUUAACUAUGAAAAUUUGCAAGAAUGUUCUCUGUUUGAUAUUCUUAGGCAAGUAUUGGAGGCGAUUGUUUCUCAUUUCACAAAAUUAGAAGUUGUGUUGGAAGGAAUCAUAAAUGAGUGUCUUGGCCUCCCUCCUGACUUCCUACCAAACUAUAGAAAUGAUCGUUCUCGGGAUUCAUUGCUCGGUCUCCACUACUUUCCAGCGAUAGAAGAUGAUGACAACACGGCAAAAACUGCACAUGAAGAUCCUGGCUGCUUCACUAUUCUCUACCAGGAUGAAGUUAGAGGCCUUGAGGUGCACAAAGAUGACCAAUGGAUUCCCAUAGCGCCUUCCAAAGACAAACUUAUUGUUAACAUCGGUGAUGUGAUUCAGGUGCUAAGCAACAAUAAAUUCAAGAGUACAACUCACAGAGUGGUGAGACCAAGUGAAACAAACCGUUACUCGUACUCUUUCUUCUAUAAUGUGCAUGGAGACAAGUGGGUUGAGCCAUUACCACAAUUUACAAAGGAAAUUGGAGAGUCGCCCAAGUACAGAGGAUUCCUGUUUGAAGAAUAUCAUCAGUUGAGAUUCAGAAACAGGAGUCAUCCAUCAGCUAGACCUGAAGAUCUCAUCCAUAUAACACACUACUCAAUUUCUAAUUAGAGGACAAGUUUUAUCUAAUGAAAAGUUCUCUCUAUAUGGAAAGAAACAUACCAAUAAUAUGUAUUACGUCACUCCUAAUAUGUAUGUCGAAGUGUGUGACCACCUCAUUUAUAAUUUAAAUGAGCACAUGACAUUUAUUUUCUAAAUUAUGUUAAACACGUCUUUCACCGUACAAGUCUGAUUCAUUGAAGAGGAAUCUUCAAUUUAUAUCUA